Molecule: messenger RNA, 2117 nt
Organism: Chroicocephalus ridibundus (black-headed gull)
Lineage: Eukaryota; Metazoa; Chordata; Aves; Charadriiformes; Laridae
Gene: CRCP
Product: CGRP receptor component
Exons: 6
Coding region: 695-1000 (101 amino acids)
Biological process (GO): transcription initiation at RNA polymerase III promoter
Cellular component (GO): RNA polymerase III complex
Molecular function (GO): nucleotide binding
Source: RefSeq, a predicted model, not a curated record
GUGGCACGUACACCAGCUGGCCCCCAGGUUGCCAUCCCAGGCCGCAAGUUUUGUUGCCUUCCUAUGCGGACAGCACUAUGCAUGUUUCUGUCUUGUUAGCGUCACUUGGGCACAAAACAAUAGGAUUUGACCGAUUUUGAAGCACAGAAACUCAUUCUGGUGAGGUCUGUGGGGCCCGUUACAUUGUGUGGUUAUAUACAUGUAUGCGGCACUGGUUGGCCUGGAGGAUGCGAGUCCCAUGGGACGUAUGUCAGCAUCCACCAAAGUCAGCUGAGCUAUUGCAGUUCAUGUUAUCCAUGGAUGCUUUAUUGUCAUUACAUCUUCUGUGCUAUUAUAAUUAAGUCUUCUAUGCAUAAAUUUUGAAAGUAGAUGGUAAAUAAGAAACUUCCGUUUGAAAUACGGGUUUGUAACCUCAACAUGAGUAGCAGCCUGCAGGGAAAUGAGCUGUUCUUGCUGUUGUAUACCGAAAAAUGCUGUGAAACACAUACACAGGAUGCAAGUGGCUGUUGCAUGUGAGGAAAGACAGGAUUUGCCCUGAUGAGAAAGAUGCUUUCGAUACCAUUAAUAAAAAGAUGCAAAUGCUGCAUUGCUGAGUAAUUUUGAGGUGUUCCAGUUACUUACUGAUCUUAAGCAGCAGCGCAAAGAGAGCGGAAAGAACAAGCAGAGCUCUGGUCAGCAGAAUCUGAACACAAUCAUGUAUGAAACGCUGAAGUACAUCUCAAAAACACCCUGUAGAUACCAGAGUCCUGAGACCGUGAGAGAGUUCCUGGCAGCAAUGAAAGGCCACAAGCUCACCAAGGCAGAAAAGCUGCAGUUGCUUAACCACAGGCCUGUGACAGCAGUUGAAAUACAGCUGAUGGUAGAAGAAAGCGAGGAAAGGCUAACAGAAGAGCAGAUUGAGUCCCUUCUCCAAACAGUCACCAGUAUUCUUCCAGGGGAUUCGGAAGGACAACAGAGAGACUCGGCAAUGGCAACCGACAGCAAAGGUGACCGAGCGUAGGAGGCGUCCAGGCCAAAGCUGGCAACAAUUCCAGCAGAAGAGAAUCAGCUAAUAUUUUUCUGGUUUUUACUUGAUACCAGUUUAAUCUUGUAUUGGGCAUCGUUGUAAAAUGUAUUACAAUUUUUAUUACUCGGAGGUGAUGAGGGACGCAAUUGUUGACAAGAAAGCAUGGAAAGGGACACUGUUGUGUUGGCAUUUUGUCCUGAACAGGGAUGGUAGUAACUGGGUUUGUAAUGUAGCAGUCUGAGAAUUUAUGGGGCACAGAAUCUGAAGCUUUUGUGUUUUUUCGAUUACCCAUGUAACAGCUGUACGUUUGAAUAGGCUUAUAUACAGCUGGCGAUGUUUUCAUUAUCGCAGCAGUACUAUAAUUAUAAUUGCUUUCAUAUGCUUUUGAAUUGCCCAACUGGUUUUCAGAAUACGGUCUACAAUAGAAAGCCAACUUUUGGAGCUGUUUGUGAAAGGGGCUGUUCUCAGGGAUCAGAACAUACAGGGAUGUACCAGAACUGCUUGGUAUCUGGCCGGAGGAUUUCAAGCAGGCUGCCGGCAUUGUGGAAUUCGAGAGGAUGUGUUGGCAGGGUAACUGUUCUCAGGGAUGUCUGACAGUCCGUACUUGAUAAAAAAAGAGAUCUAGAUCAUCAGCUAAAUCAACACAUUGCCGCUGAAAUCAGCCGAGCCAGGCCACUUUACAGCACUUGAGGCUCUGGACUCAAACGUUAAGGCUCUUAGUAAUAAGCAGAAGAAAAUUUAGGCAUAAGGUGUGUAAUUUCCCUUUGAACGUUUGUGCCGGUAUUUAUCUAUAGACAAGUCACAGUCUUGGGAACGUGCUGUCGAGCGUGGAAUAAAUGAAUGAGUCAACGCCGAAGUGAAGCCCUGAUCUGGUUUAGAAGAAUGAGAAUCUGUCCUGGUUGGAGCGGAAUGUUUUGUGUACUGAGCUUUUGUCUGAUUAAAGAUUUCAGGAUCAAGUAUUUAAUGUUGAAAGCAUUGAUGAUUAUAAUAAAUCUUCUGUGUGUAUAUACAGUAAGUCGUGAGUUACACGUGGCACUGGUUUUAUACUGUGACUGCAGACCAUUCUUUUAUAAUUAUUAUAAUAUUCUGGAAAUAGAAAUAAAGUUUGAAU